AUGUUUGAAAUUCAAAAACUCCGAGUUCUAUUGAUCGCGAACCGUGGAGAGAUUGCGGUGCGCAUAAUCAGGACCGCAAAGAAACUCGGCAUCAAGAGCAUCGCCAUCUAUUCGGAAGCUGAUGCUGCGUCGCAACACGUACGCGAUGCCGACGAGGCCGUUUUGCUGCCUGGGAGCAAUGCGACCGCGUAUACGGAUGAGGAAGUUGUUCUGCGGAUAGCUAAGGAAAAGGGGGUAGAUGCUAUCAUUCCCGGGUACGGUUUCCUUUCGGAGAACGCGCCCUUUGCGCGACGAGUGGGCGACGCGGGAAUAGUUUGGGCAGGGCCAUCUCCGGAGGCCAUUGAAGCCUUUGGCGUCAAACACACCGCCCGAGAUCUGGCCGAAAAAGCCAAUGUCCCCAUCGUGCCUGGAACGAAAGGCCUGGUCGAAAAUGAAGACAUGGCCGUGAAAGAAGCCGAGCGCAUCGGUUUCCCAGUCAUGUUGAAAGCGACUGGCGGUGGCGGUGGCAUGGGCCUCAUCACUUGCAACAAGGUUGAAGAAGUGCGUGAGGGGUUCCGAAUGGUCCAAUCAAGAGGAAAAACACUAUUCAAGAAUCCUGGGGUUUUCAUCGAAGCUUUUUACCCUGCCAGCCACCAUAUUGAGGUACAGGUGUUUGGUAAUGGUCAAGGUCAAGCAAUUCACUUCGGCGAACGCGAAUGCUCCAUCCAAAGACGACACCAGAAGGUCAUUGAGGAGUGUCCGAGUCCAUUUGUCGAACGGCACCCCGAGCUGCGAAAGAAAUUAGGAGACGCUGCAGUGCGUUUGGCUGAGUCGAUCAAAUAUGGUUCUGCAGGCACCAUCGAAUAUCUUGUAGACGACAAGUCCAGCGAUUUCUUCUUCCUGGAAAUGAACACGCGACUUCAAGUUGAGCACGGCAUCACGGAACUUUGCUACAACGUCGAUCUGGUAGAACUCAUGCUGAAGCAAGCAGAUGCACAGCUGGCAGGGAAACAUGGCCUCGACGGCAAGACCUUGAAAGACAUGCAGCCGUCAAGUCCAACAGGAUCCGCUAUCGAAGCUCGCGUUUACGCCGAGAAUCCGUUGAGGGACUACGCACCAUCUCCAGGACUUCUGCAGAAAGUUUCAUGGAAGGACGUUCCUGGAACGCGUAUUGAUACUUGGGUGUUCACAGGAGUUCGUAUUACUCCCAAUUAUGAUCCUCUAAUAGCGAAGGCGAUGGUCCACUCUCACUCCAGAGACAAGGCAAUCGCGUCGAUGACGGAGCUUCUUACCCAGUCGACCAUCAGCGGGCCACCUACUAAUCUCGAGUUCCUCGCCAGCAUAUUGGACGAUUCACGUUUCAAAGACGGUGAUACUAUGACCAGCUUUCUUAAGGACUUCAAGUUUACGCCUCAUGCUAUCGAUGUCAUCUCAGCUGGCGCCUAUACUUUGAUCCAAGAUCUCCCCGGUAGACCGACGGUCGGCAAAGGCGUACCUCAUUCUGGACCCAUGGAUCCAAUAGCAUUCCAAAUUGCCAACAUGCUCGUCGGAAAUUCGAGAUCAAAGGAAGCUCUAGAACUUACGUUGAGUGGUCCAGAAUUGAGGUUUGUCGGUCCUGCUAUCGUUGCUUUAUGCGGCGCUCCUAUGGAGACAACACUCGACGGUAAGGAGUUUCCCAUGUGGGAGAGCGUAAAGGUUGAAGCUGGCCAAAAGCUCAAGAUCGGAAAGACAACAGGUGGAGGUUGCCGCUCCUACCUAGCCGUCUACGGAGGCUUUCCGUCAGUCGCAGAAUACUUCGGCUCAAAGUCAACGUCACCGCUUGUAGCGAUUGGAGGCUACCAGGGCCGCGCACUUGCCCCAAGUGAUCUAUUACAGAUAACGGACAAGCUUCCAGACAACUUUACCAGUGUCUCGCUUCCCGAAAAGUUGCGACCUAUCUAUAAGUCAAGCUGGGAGAUAACGGCAAUGGUUGGACCCCACGAUGAAGGCUACUUCGACCCGGAAUUUAUCGAGCAGAUAUAUAACACUGAGUGGAAAGUAUCACACAACGCAUCGCGGAGUGGUAUUCGUCUAGUUGGGCCGGUACCAAAAUGGGCGCGGAAGGAUGGCGGUGAAGGUGGCGCACACCCCAGCAAUUUAGUAGAAUACGGAUAUCCACUGGGCACGUUGAACUGGACUGGAGACGACCCAUGCAUAUUUCCAGUAGACUGCCCAAACUUCGGUGGUUUCACUAGCAGUACAACCGUCGUCAAGGCAGACUGGUGGAAGUUGGGACAGCUCAAAGCAGGCAACACCGUGAAGUACGUCCGAGUUGGACUUGGUGAUGCGCUGAAGAAGAGAAAGAAGAACGAUAGCUUCCUGGAAUCCAUCGCCCAAGCUAUCCAGAGCGGCAGCGGAUUCGACAGCAUUGAGAAGUUGCAAGGCGCACACUGCAACUUCCACGAGGGUGACAUUGGCAAGGCCAUCGUAUGGGAGAAGGAGGAGAAUGAAAGUACCCCACAAGUCAGAUAUCGCCAAGGAGGCGAUGAUCAUAUUUUGAUCGAAUACGGCAACGAGAACUUCGAUCUCAACCACCGCUGUCGUGUUACCGCUUUGGAGAACGCAUUGCAUUCAGCAUCGACUCCCGACAUCAUCAAGUCCAAUCUUUACAACACCGUAGGAUGUUGUACUACGCUGCUUCUUCACUACAACGGCUCUAAACUCCCUCGUUCAGAUCUCGUCGCACAUCUCCAGUACAUCGAAUCAAAUCUCGGCGAUUUGAGAAGUACCAAAGUCCCUACACGCGUUUUUAAACUUCCCGUAUCAUUUGAGUCAAAACUUCAGGAAGAAGCAACGCAACGUUACAUGACCAAUCAACGACCUCACGCACCCUACCUACCUGAUAAUCUGGCUUUCGUCGCGAAGAACAAUGCAUUUACGCCUCAGCAACUCAAAGACAUAUAUCUCACAGGCCAAUUCAUGGCAGUCGUUGUUGGCUUCUUCUGCGGUAACACCGUCUCACUCCCCGUAGAUCCACGUCAGCGUCUCUCUGCCCCGAAGAUGAACCCAAGCCGCGUUUUUACACCAGAAGGCACCUUGGGUUGGGCAGGUAGUUGCAUGUCUAUUUAUCCUGUUGACUCUCCAGGCGGAUAUCAAAUGAUUGGUCGGACAGUGCCAUGCUGGGACUAUUACUCCUACAAACCUGGUUUUGAUCAAAAACCUUGGAUUUUCCGUGACUUCGAUCUUCUCACCUUUUACCAGGUUAGCGAACAGGAACUCGAUGAUAUAUUUGCCAAGUUCCGCGCGGGCAAGUAUGAAUGGAAGUACGAUGAGGUAGAGUUUGAUAUGGCGCAGCACAACCAGCUCCUAAAGAUGACAAGCGACGAAGUGAGAGAUAUCAGGAAGAAGCAAGCUGUUGCGCAAGAAGAGAUGACGAAAGCGGAGAACGAGAGUUUGGAACGCUGGAGGAAGGAGAAAGCAGAGAGUCAGGUUGAUGAGGGAACAGUGGAGAAGCUGCUCGAUGACCCGGCGAUCGUUGGUGUUGAGGCACCAGUCGAUGCUAAUGUGUGGAAAGUGGAGGUCAGUGAGGGUGAUGAGAUUGGAGAUGAGAGUAUCGUUAUUCUUGAAGCGAUGAAGCUGGAGAUUGCGGUCAAGACACCUGAUGCUGUGGCGAAGGCUGGCAAAUUGAAGGUCGAGAAGUUGUUGGUGAAACCGGGGGACACUGUGACAGCUGGAGGACAUCUGGCAUUGCUACGCAAGAGCUAG
Messenger RNA from Alternaria atra, 3723 nucleotides. RefSeq lists its product as uncharacterized. The record is from RefSeq and is a predicted model, not a curated record. Bases 1 to 3723 code for a protein of 1240 amino acids. Gene Ontology annotation, molecular function: metal ion binding; ATP binding. The transcript is spliced from 4 exons. NCBI's taxonomy places the organism in Eukaryota, Fungi, Ascomycota, Dothideomycetes, Pleosporales, Pleosporaceae.